Messenger RNA from Penicillium antarcticum, 1851 nucleotides. Its product is annotated as protein phosphatase 2A structural subunit TPD3. Gene Ontology annotation, molecular function: protein phosphatase regulator activity. The transcript is spliced from 9 exons. The record is from RefSeq and is a predicted model, not a curated record. Gene Ontology annotation, cellular component: cytoplasm; protein phosphatase type 2A complex. Gene Ontology annotation, biological process: protein dephosphorylation. Lineage: Eukaryota; Fungi; Ascomycota; Eurotiomycetes; Eurotiales; Aspergillaceae. The coding region runs from base 1 to 1851 and encodes 616 amino acids.
AUGGAGGGCCAGAACGAGAACGACGAGCUGUAUCCCAUCGCUGUGCUCAUUGACGAGCUGAAGCACGAUGAUGUCCUCCUCAGACUUAAUGCAAUUCACCGCCUAUCCACCAUCGCGCUCGCCUUAGGCCCCGACAGAACCCGCGAGGAGCUUAUCCCAUUCCUUGAUGAUUCCGUGGAGGACGAGGACGAAGUUUUGACCGCGCUGAGCGAAGAACUUGGCAAUUUCACAGAAUAUGUUGGUGGCCCGGAGCAUGGCCACGUGCUCCUCUCUCCGCUGGAGAAUUUGGCGGCCAUCGAGGAGCCUCUAGUCAGAGAAAAGGCUGUUGAAUCGCUUAACAAAGUAUGCGAGCAACUCUCAGAGAGUCAGGUUGAGGAACACUUUGUCCCUCUCGUCCUGCGCCUGUCAAAGGCAGACUGGUUCACCUCAAAGGUCUCCGCGACCGGCCUCUACUCCACACCAUACCGGAAAGCUACCCCCGCGCUGCAACAGAGCCUCCGACAGCACUUCGGAGCCUUGGUACACGAUGAAACCCCGAUGGUCCGGCGACAGGCGGCAAACAACUUGGCCAAGUUCGUGAAGGAGAUGCAGAGUCAGGUCAUUAUCGAUGAAAUAAUUCCUCUCUUCCAAUACUUGGCGGGUGACGAUCAGGAUAGCGUUCGUCUGCUCACCGUGGAUAUUCUUAUCGCAAUUGCAGAGGAGAUUCCAAAGGAGCAACAACCCAGCCACGGUGUCUUGCUCACAUCGCUGCGCAGUCUGUUUGAGGACAAAAGCUGGAGAGUUCGAUACAUGGUUGCCGAUCGCUAUGAGAAGAUUGCUAAAGCUGUCCAUGAAGAGGUUAUCACUCGUGACAUGGUUCCCGCCUUUGUCAAGCUUCUGAAGGACACGGAGGCCGAGGUUCGCACUGCGAUUGCUGGCCAAAUUCCUGGCUUCUGCCAUUUGAUCGAUCGCGACACUCUUCUUAAUGAGAUCAUGACUAGUGUAGAAGACCUGGUGUCUGACCCAUCUCAGCACGUCCGGGCUUCUCUGGGUACUCAGAUUAGCGGACUUGCACCCAUUCUGGGCAAGGACGAGACUAUUGCUCAUCUCCUUCCUAUGUUCCUUCAGAUGCUCAAGGAUGAGUUCCCUGAUGUCCGCCUGCACAUCAUCUCCAAGCUCGAACAAGUCAACAAAGUUAUUGGCAUCCAGCUUCUAUCCCAGUCCCUUCUCCCCGCCAUCGUUCAACUGGCCGAGGACAAGCAAUGGCGCGUGCGCCUUGCUAUCAUUGAAUAUAUCCCUCUUCUCGCCAGCCAAUUGGGAGUCGAGUUCUUCGAUGAGCAGUUGAGCGAUCUUUGCAUGGGAUGGCUCGGAGAUACUGUCUUCUCAAUCCGAGAGGCUGCUACUGAUAACUUGAAAAAACUGACCGAGGUGUUUGGUGUAGAGUGGUCGAAGGCUUCUAUUAUUCCCAAGGUGAUGGCCAUGGGACAACACCCCAACUAUCUUUACCGCAUGACAACAUGCUUCGCUGUUUCUACUCUUGCUCCUGUCGUCACAGUCGAUAUCAUCGAGAGCUCUCUCCUCCCUAUUCUGGAGCGUCUUGUGACGGACGAUAUCCCCAACAUCCGAUUCAAUGUCGCCAAAUCGUACGCUGUACUUAUCUCCACCUUGCGUCGUCUGCCGGCCGAUAAGACCUUGGUUGAGGUUGAGAAGUCAGAGGAAACCAUUGAGCCCUCACCUCAAAGCCAGGAGUUGAUUCAGAACAGAGUUGUGCCCAGUUUGGAGAAGCUACAGGACGAUGACGAUGUGGAUGUCCGAUACUUCGCUACAACUGCUGGUGGCAACCAGGAUGAGACCAUGCAAACCUCCCCUUGA